CGCAUAAACCGAGGGGAUGUCCAGCUCGUCAUCGAACCAUUCCAACCAAGGGCGGGCCGCAGCCUCCUCCAGCAGGCAACCUACUAUCGAGGACGACAUCAGCGAUAAUGAAGAAACCCUGCUUUCGUCUGAUCCACUGGAGCAUUCUCUACCGGAGAGAAUCUCCUUCAAGCGCAAACAGAAAGCAACCGCGAGCUCUCCCUUCUCCAUCCCGCGAUUCCUCUCCUCUCCACUCUCAGGCAGUAGUCGGCAAAAUUCCCCAUUACCUAGGACUCCGGUAUCACGUCUAAGAGACCUUGAUACAGCCAAUGAGUCCACCGAGCGCAUAUUGAACUACCUAGAUGGGCCCGGGGAUGCUGGCGGGCAGGUCCAGGAUACGAAAGAUGCCACUGGAUUAGACUGGUAUGUCGAGGGCCCUGGUCGCCGUGUUGGGUACGACGAUCUCACAGCCAUCGACUGGAUAUUCGAGUACGCUAAGGAACGACAACGACUGCGCUUCCUAUAUUCGAACUCCCCCGGUAUACUCGGGUACAUCCGUCAGUUAGCAGACGCUAGUCAGAUAUGGCUUAUACUCAUAGCCGCUGGUAUAGCAAGUGGGGCUAUAGCUGCUUUCAUCGAUGUGGCUAGUGAUUGGUUAGGUGACCUGAAGACAGGCUAUUGCAGUAAUGUCAACGGAGAUGGGAAGUUCUAUCUGAACAAAGGGUUCUGCUGUUGGGGAUAUAAUGAACUCUCACAAUGUCAAGACUGGCAUAGUUGGAGUAGCGCUCUUGGUGUACACUCAGCUGGUGGAGGUUGGAUCGUCGAGUACAUAUUCUUCGUUAUUUUCUCGGUUCUUUUCGCUGUUUGCGCCAGUGUACUGGUCUUGAAUUUUGCUGUCUACUCUAAGCAUAGCGGUAUACCCGAAAUAAAGACGGUUCUAGGAGGCUUCGUCAUUAGGCGUUUUUUGGGAACUUGGACUUUGAUUGUCAAGUCUCUUGGUUUGUGUCUAGCUGUCGCAUCUGGUCUUUGGUUGGGCAAAGAGGGUCCCCUCGUACAUGUUGCCUGCUGCUGCGCCAAUCUUUUUAUGAAAUUAUUCAGUAACGUUAACAGUAAUGAAGCACGAAAGCGAGAAAUCUUGUCCGCCGCAGCAGCGGCAGGUAUAUCCGUGGCGUUUGGUUCUCCUAUUGGUGGUGUUUUAUUCAGUCUCGAGCAAUUGUCGUAUUACUUCCCGGAUAAGACUAUGUGGCAAAGCUUCGUUUGCGCUAUGGUGGCGGCCGUCACCCUUCAAGCCUUCAAUCCUUUCAGAUCUGGCAAGCUAGUCUUGUACCAAGUCACGUACCACUCCGGAUGGCACGGAUUUGAGAUGGUUCCUUUUGCCAUCCUGGGCAUCCUUGGAGGACUGUAUGGAGGCUUGUUCAUCAAGCUCAACAUGCGAAUUGCUGAAUGGCGAAAAACGAAUCCAAUAUUCAAAGGACCUAUCGUGGAAGUGGCAGUUGUCACACUGAUCACAGCACUCAUAAACUUCCCCAUCAAGUUUAUGCGCGCACAAGCUUCUGAGCUGGUCUAUUUCCUCUUCGCGGAGUGCGUAGAUCUUACAGAUGACACAUUAGGUCUUUGCAAGAGCGGAAAAGCAAAUACCGGAGUCGUCGCGCUCCUUCUCAUCUCUGCCCUGCUCGGUUUCGUACUAGCAAGCAUUACAUUCGGGCUCCAAAUACCUGCUGGCAUCAUUCUCCCAUCAAUGGCCAUCGGAGCUCUUUAUGGACGAGCUAUAGGUCUCAUUGUAGAGGUCUGGCAAGCAAAUCACCCCAACUUUAUCGCAUUCGCAUCAUGUGAACCUGACGUUCCUUGCGUUACGGCCGGCACUUACGCUAUUAUCGGUGCUGCGUCCGCCCUUGGAGGUGCAACUCGUAUGACUGUGUCUAUUGUCGUCAUUAUGUUCGAGCUCACGGGCGCUCUCACUUACGUCCUCCCCAUCAUGAUUGCAGUCAUGAUCAGCAAAUGGGUCGGCGACGCGAUAUCUCCAAGAGGGAUUUACGAGUCAUGGAUCCACCUCAAUGGCUAUCCUUUCCUGGACAAUCGGGAUGACAACAGCUCGUCAAUACCCGAUGUUCCUGCAUCUCAGGUCAUGACACGCAUCGAGGAUUUGAUGGUUAUCACGGCCACUGGCCACACUAUCCAGAGUCUGCGAAACCUAUUGAGCGCUCACGCCUUCCGCGGCUUCCCUGUCAUCGACAACCCUCGCGAUGCCAUUCUCCUGGGAUAUAUCUCCCGUACCGAGCUUUCAUUCGCACUAUCAACCGCUUUAUCUAAUAGUCGAAACCUCACGUCCGACACUGAAGCGUAUUUCUCCCACCAACCGCUUUCAGACCCUACGACAAGCCUCGAUCUCAGACCGUGGAUGGACCAUACACCUAUCACUCUCAAUGCGAAGGCGAGCUUCCAACUUACGGUCAGCAUGUUUCAGAAGCUGGGACUCCGCUACGUUCUCUUUGUGGAUCGGGGCACGCUGAAAGGCCUAUUGACUAAGAAGGAUGUGUGGUUCAUCCUGAACGGGGCGGACGAGAAAGGCGAAACGGGGGCUGGCCAGGGCGUGUUGAGGCAAGAAGGCGGCGCAGAAGAGAGAGGGCUAUUGGGGGAUGAGGCGGAUGGAGAGGGGAGUGAUGGUGGCCGAGAAGGACUAGGCUAAGCCAGUGACUUCCAAAUAUAUUGUUGAUAUUCUCUUAUCAACUGUGCCAAACUUGACGCUACCAAGCUACUUCGUAGUGUUUUUUCGCGUAAAGCCUCACGAAGCUACAGUACACAGGUUCUUAUGUUCUACAGUGCAUGGACAAAAGUCUGUGCACUCCCGCGCACCACUGUCUGAGGCCCUUUGAUGCACUAUGAAACACUAAAAUGAGAUGUAAAGGUCCAGACAACGCAAAUUAGCGUGGCGCCAAACGCUUGGACAUGUCAUGUUAAAAUCUUAGAACCAACGGCGAAAGAGAGUCCCC
Molecule: messenger RNA, 2969 nt
Organism: Mytilinidion resinicola
Lineage: Eukaryota; Fungi; Ascomycota; Dothideomycetes; Mytilinidiales; Mytilinidiaceae
Exons: 7
Coding region: 17-2665 (882 amino acids)
Biological process (GO): transmembrane transport; chloride transport
Cellular component (GO): Golgi apparatus; early endosome; membrane
Molecular function (GO): voltage-gated chloride channel activity
Source: RefSeq, a predicted model, not a curated record